Chlorocebus sabaeus (green monkey) is the source of this 829-nucleotide messenger RNA. Lineage: Eukaryota; Metazoa; Chordata; Mammalia; Primates; Cercopithecidae. The record is from RefSeq and is a predicted model, not a curated record.
AUGAGGGCCCCAGCAGUCCCGAACUUUCCGAACCCCCACCCCGGGGUCACGGGUUUCGCCUCCUCUCAGCCCCAGGCAACGUCGUCUCAGACAGGAUACGAGGCUGCUAGCCCCGUCCCAGUUCCUUCCCCGCCCCCGGAAAAAGCGGCGGAGGGGCGGGGAGCGGUGCGCGCGGAUACGGCGGGGGCGCGCGUCCCCGCGCCCCGGGUCCGCGCAGCAGGUGCGGCCAGGCCCCACCUCCCCUGCAAGGACCCGGCUACUCACCCCAACGAUGUUCCUCUGCGACCUAGCAGCCGGCACAGACGCCUCUUCCGCCCGCUCCGCACCCCCCUCUUCGCCACCGCCCCCUUCGCCGCUGCCGUGGCCGCCGUCCUCGCCGCCGCCCCGGCUGCCGCGGCGCGCGUCCGCUUUCACGCACUCAGCCGUGGCCGCGCACGCGCCACUGCGCGGUGGCGUCACUUAGCAACCGGUCGACCGCGGGCUGCUGGGUCCCGGGGUGCAGGCCUCGAAAGUCGCCUGAGGCGGCCUUGGCGGCUUUUCCGCACUGGCUCUACCCGCUGCCCCUCCAGAGCAGGGGGCCCCAGGGUGUGGCUGCCCUGCCGGCACCUGGCUCCGGGUGCUACUCCAGUGUGGUGGUUCUCACAGUGUGGUCCUGGACCAGCGGCAUCAGCAUCACUUAAGAACUUGUUGGAAAUGCAAGUUUCUGCUAAAUCAGAAACUCUGAAACGGAGAUCUUCUGAAUCAUGCCUGCUGAAUCAGAAACUCCUGGGGUGAGGCCCAGGAAUCUGUGUUUUAACAAGCCCUUCCUGUGAUUUUUUUUUUUUUUUUU